GGACUAUCGCGGAAAUGCUCGACAUUGUGCAGCUGGGCUGAGUGUGCAUGAGGUGGAUGGUGCGCCGGGGCGAACCCAAAAUAUUUAACAGUAGUGUUAGCUUAGCCAUUAGCCACCUCCUAUAGGCCUGCUGCGGAUGGGAGGUGGCAUCAAACAUGUCAACGCCGUCAGCCCCAGUCGAGAGGGGGACUUAGUGAGACCGCUUAGUCCGCUGGAGGGCAUUUAGAUUGAUAUACUUGAAUGUCAUUUGACGGCACGUAAACGGGAACACGCCGUCGCCCUCACCCGGGUAUCACCGAGGCUUGCUGCCAUCAUGUGCGUCUCCCCCCCCCGGUGCCAGCAGACAGUGCUCCCGGCGUGUAGACUGGCACACGGCGCGGCGUGUUGACGAGCUCCUUAUCUGUUCCCCAUUACCCGGCAUCCUUCCCCCGUGUACACAUUUCUGUACAGGGACAUCAUUUUAUUCGGGAACACUCAUAAGUACAUGAAGUUCAGAAGUUUUCAAGCUCAUGCUGUCUGUGCUGCUUCAUAUUUAGGACCCCCCCGUUAUAUAAGAAUAACCACGAAUCGGGCCUGGUACAUGUGUCUUGAUUUGCAGGUAUUGGCACAUGGGAACCAGGAAAUGCCUAUAGAGGGAAUGCAUUGUGUGCCAGGUGCACCAAUGACUCCACAGUAAUCGUCCACAGCCCAUGUUGUUUUCAAAGACCCUUCGGUGGUGUGCGUCGGCGCACCAUGGCCCAGACCCUCCAGAUGGCGAUCCCAAACUUUGGCAACAAUGUCUUAGAGUGUCUGAAUGAGCAGCGGCUACAGGGCCUCUACUGCGAUGUCUCCGUGGUGGUUAAGGGCCAUUCCUUCAAGGCCCAUCGAGCUGUGCUGGCUGCCAGCAGUUCUUAUUUCCGGGACCUUUUCAGCAACAGCAAUAGUGGAAGUGGUAGCAGCAAUGAGACAAGCCCAACCGUAGUGGAGCUCCCAUCGGCUGUGCAGCCCCAGAGCUUCCAGCAGAUUUUGUCUUUCUGCUACACGGGCCGUCUCAGCAUGACGGUGGGGGACCAGUUUUUGCUCAUGUAUACUGCCGGCUUCCUGCAGAUACAACAGAUCAUGGAGAAGGGCACUGAGUUCUUCCUCAAGGUCUCCUCUCCAAGCUGCGACUCACAGGGCCUUCACGCCGAGGAGGCCCCGCCUUCGGAGCCCCAGAGCCCCGUGACGCAGACCAGUAACGGUGCGAGCCGGCCUGCCUCAUGCCUGACGCCGCUCCCUCUGGUAUCACGAGUGAAGACUGAGCAGCCCUCUAGCCAGCCAGAAGCAUCCACUCCUUACUCAGUGGUCUGCACUCCUGUAGCCAAGCGGCUGUGGGAGGGUGGCAGCAGCCGAGAUGGAAGUGGGGCAGGCUCAGGGGGAGGAGGCGGGGCCAGGAAGGCAGCCCGUUAUUCCCAUGAGGCGCUGCGGGGCAGUGCCAUUCAGAGCCCCGCAGCCCUCGGACUGGCCAUGGGUAUGGGUGCCAACGUAACCAGCCUGUUGGGCAUGGUGGCCAGUGGCGGGCUUAGUGGCAGUGGCGGCACUAAUGGGAGCUCCGCUGCAGGCCUCGGCAUGUCAGAGGGCGCCAGCCCCGGCACCCUGAGCACCUACGCCAGUGACUCACCGAUCAGCUACCAUGACGAUGAAGAAGAGGAAGAGGGGACAGAUGAAUGUGCUGAAGAACAGUACAGGCAAAUCUGCAACAUGUACACCAUGUACAGCAUGCUCAAUAUGGGAGCUGCAGCAGCUGGUGAGCGUGUUGAAGCUCUACCAGACCACACAGAGACACGGGGUCGCAUGCGAGGCCGAGACCUCACAUGUCUCCCCGUAGAACUCAUUGCUCAGAUCGGCAACCGCUGUCAUCCCAAACUGUACGAGGAUGGAGACCCUGCUGAGAAACUCGAGUUAGUCUCAGGUACUUCUGUGUAUAUUUCGCGAGCCCAGCUAAUGAACUGUCAUGUGAGCGCAGGGACCAGACACAAGGUGCUGCUUAGGAGGCUGCUGGCCGCCUUCUUUGACAGGAAUACUCUGGCCAACAGCUGUGGAACAGGCAUCCGUUCAUCCACCAAUGACCCGAGCCGGAAGCCCCUGGACAACAGAGUUCUGCAUGCGGUCAAAUUUUAUUGUCAGAACUUUGCCACCACCUUCAAGGAGAGCGAGAUGAACGCCAUUGCAGCUGACAUGUGCACCAACGCCAGACGCGUAGUCCGUAAGAGCUGGAUCCCCAAGCUGAAGCUGCUGAUGGCUGAGAGCGACGCCUACACUGCUUUCCUUCCUGACGGUGUCAAGAUCGAGGAUGACACCCUGGGGGCGGAUCCAGCCUUCGACCCCGCCUCUCUGGAGGCCGCCGGCGGUGCUGGCAUGGAGUCAGGUGGCUCUUCAGGUGAAUCGUUACCAAGUGUGGGCGGGGACGGAGGACCGUUAUUUUGAACAUUGUGUCCGGGGAAGUUUGAAAUUUGGUCACACACACACACACACACACACACACACACACACACACACACACUCACACACCAGUAUUCCCCAGUUCUGCUUGCCUCUACACUUUUUGGCCCACGCUGAUGUCUCACAUCUGACUAUAUAUACUACACUGCUAGGGUCAACAGUUGUUGUUACCCUGAUGUAACCAGGACAUGAAAACUUAAACUUUUGCUUUAUGACUGUACAAUGAAGUUAGUCGAGUAAAGGGAGAGGGUGAGAGGGUUUUCUCCUAACUGCCCUCUGCCUCCCCUUGUCUUUUUAAUGUGUGUAAGUGCAUCCACUGUUGCAUAUUAAAUACAUUCCCUUAAAUGCAGGCGAUGGGGUGAGUUGCCAGUGUAGCCUGAGGAGGAAGGUAUGGCUUGAUAGACAGACUAGGAGUUGAGGUGGCGAGUAUGCUGAAUGUAAGUGUCGGUGGCAUUUUAUUCUAUGCAACCCUGACAACUUGUAUUCCAGCCUGGGAAAAGGAACUAAAUUUAAAAUAUAUCCAAUAGUAAACAUUAACACUACCUGUUCUUCCUACCCUCGCAUCUUCCACUCACCACCCUGCAAGUAUUCUUCACCACAUCAUCUUUCUCUAGACCAGAGAAUUGCACCUGAGUGUUUCACUGUGCAGUGUCUUAUAGAAAUGUAUCUCAUCUUUCUGUUUAAAAAUUUUUUAGCAUGAUUCUCCAUCUAUGAACUGAAAAAGAGAUCCAGAGUGAAGGUGAAAGCUUUUUACUGAGAUGAUUGUAAUGAAAAUUUAAAGGGCAACAGGUAAUCUAAGAUGGUCAUAUUUUUAGAAGAAAAACUAUAUUUAUACAAGUGCCCAUUCCUGGAACGGUGUGAGCAAAGAGAGUGAAAGGGAUUGUUUUAAAAUCUCGAUCUUCAUGUUCUAUUGAAAGAGGUCUUGUCAAAUAUGGAAAAGUGCUAUUUUUUGCAUAAAAAGGAGUUUAAUAAAGCAGUCUUAUCACAAGACCCAUAGCCAUUUAUUUUUAUCUUAAUUUGAAAGUGCAGAGUGAUGGAAUGAGCAGUUGAACUGCUAAAUUUGAAGCAUUUCAUCUUCUGUUCACGAGCAUAGAAGGAAUAAUAAGACUGAUUCAGCUUGUUGUUGUUGUCUAUGAUAUCCAUUUCUUGUUAGGCUGUGAACCUGCAAUGUUUGCCUCCUUCAAUAAAACAUUGGCCCACGAUUUCAAAGAUUACUGGUAGAAAUAUAACAGUUAUAUUUAUCUGACAACUCCGUUAGUUUCUUCUUUGUACUGAAAUUAUUAAAAAUAAACUGCAAAAUCCACAGGAAAUAAUUAUGGAAUAUUGGAAUGUGCCUUUUAAUUGAAUAAGCAGACGCCUGGUGGGUACAGUGAUGGAGGCCAUAUAGCUUGAAGCAAAUAGAUUUUAUGGUACUAUCCAUGUGUGUGCAAAGCAGUUAUUUGGUAAAGGAGAGCCUUUUUUGCGCAGCUGUGUCUUUUUAGUAUGUAGUUUAUUCAUGUAUCUAAUGAGGAAAUAAAAAAUGGCUGACAGUUUUGUUUUAA
This is a messenger RNA of Cyclopterus lumpus (lumpfish), 4001 nucleotides long. RefSeq names its product nucleus accumbens-associated protein 1 (gene nacc1a). Gene Ontology annotation, molecular function: DNA-binding transcription factor activity, RNA polymerase II-specific; RNA polymerase II cis-regulatory region sequence-specific DNA binding; protein binding. The transcript has 8 exons. NCBI's taxonomy places the organism in Eukaryota, Metazoa, Chordata, Actinopteri, Perciformes, Cyclopteridae. Bases 733 to 2445 code for a protein of 570 amino acids. Gene Ontology annotation, biological process: regulation of transcription by RNA polymerase II. The record is from RefSeq and is a predicted model, not a curated record.